Amphimedon queenslandica is the source of this 7188-nucleotide messenger RNA. RefSeq lists its product as uncharacterized. NCBI's taxonomy places the organism in Eukaryota, Metazoa, Porifera, Demospongiae, Haplosclerida, Niphatidae. Gene Ontology annotation, molecular function: protein binding. The record is from RefSeq and is a predicted model, not a curated record. The coding region runs from base 1 to 7122 and encodes 2373 amino acids. The transcript has 8 exons.
AUGAUUGAUCUGUGUCAGUGGAGAGCUAGAAUAGGUUCUUGGAGCUGUUCCCAGUGGUCACAACCCCGUGGCUGUGCUGCUAGUAGCAUCUACUGUAAAGCCAGUGGAACAUCUAGUUCCAGAUCUACACUCGUUUUAUCUUUUUUCAUCUUGAUUUUCAUAUGUUUCAUUUUGAUCACUCUCCUCUUCAUAUCAGGAGAUGUGGAACUUAAUCCUGGACCCACUCUUACAGACCAACCAACAAAAGAUGAGUUGGUUGAGUUACUAAGUAGCUCAAAGUUCACUGCUGGUACUUGGGAACAGUUUGUCUGUUAUCUUCCAAACAUAACACAAGAAGUCAUUGUUGGUAUUAGGCAGAAUGUGGAGGAGAAUGAGGUCAGUCCUAACGGCAUCGAUGCUGUAGCUCAACAUUGUCAAAAUAUUCCUGAUAUAACAUGGAGAAGUAUCUGUAUUGCUUUACUGAGUUCCAAUGAAGUUACUUUAGCUCAACAAAUCUUUGAAAAGCAUUCUAGAACAAGUAAAAGCACAUGCAAAACAAUAAAGGAUGUAAUGAGAAGUCACUAUUGCAAGUUGAAGGAAGCCACAGAGAAUUGCCUCCAAAAAAUAGCUGACAAAAUGUACAGUGAAGGCCUAAUUAAUAGAGAAGUUCGAAAUAUGCCUACCUUUGAAAAAAUAGAACUUGAUUUUUUGUCACUGAUUUCUGUGCACACAGAAGAUGUUUCUAUGCUUGAAGAAAAAUGCCAAUUAUUUUUAUCAUGCCUUGCCAUUACAGAAGGACCAGCUAGAGAUGAAGCAAUUGCUCUUGCUGAAGAUUGGCAACAGGAGGUGUUCAAAGACCAUCAUGUAUCAUUUACACUACUGAUACACCAAAAAACGAAACAUUUAUCUGCUACAGAAAUUGAGUUAAGCUCAGAUCAUACAAUAUCUUUACAACUUCAGGAUCUUCUUAAGAAGUUUCCAGGACUAGUGAGAGAUAUUAGAAAGUUUUAUGCAACCAGUAAAGAAUAUGACAUGAUUGAUGUUGCUCGCUGGAUAGAAGAAAGUUACGAAGUGACUGGUCUUGUUCGUGAUCGCAUGACAGUUGAUGAAAUUUUUAAUGUUCUGCAACCUCAUUAUAACUUUUUGUGUAUUGAUCUGUUAUCUGAUCUUAUGGAAGAGUACCCUAUCAAUGAUCAGAAUGUAUUGUUAAAGUAUCAUCAAUAUACCGAAUUUUUAGAAAGUUUUACCGAUUCUGCUAAGAUAAGUCAAGUAAUGACUAGUAUUGAAGCAGCAUUGACUGAAGAAGGUUCUAAAACUGAUCCUAAAGUUAUUCUGAAGCUUUCGGGAAAAUGGACAGAAAGAACCAUAAAAAAUCUCCAGAAAAUGAUGGAAUACUUUUUCCCUGAAGAAUCGAAGUAUCUUACAAUUAAAAAAAUACGAACAGGAUCGAUAGAGAUUCAUUUUUUGGCUGCAUCUUAUAAAGUCAUUUGUUCUCUUAUUGUUAAAGCACAAGACAAAGUUCAGCUCAUGAGUUAUUUUGGUAUAUUUCAACUUAUAAUUAACAAUGAAACCAUCAUUAAUGAAGUUGAAGAUGUUAACUUCAGUUUUGAUGAAUCGCUUCUACACGUUAUCAGUACUAUUGACCAAGAUGAAGAGUGUAACAAAGUAGCAUUACUACUUCUGCAAUUUGACACAAAUGCUAAUUAUCGAAACAGUUCAGGGAACACUGCAUUAAUACUUGCUUCCAGUGGUAGACAUUGCCAAGUUGUGGAUGAGAUCCUGCUAUGUAAGAGCCCAGAUAUCAAUAUUCAAAAUAAUAAAGGAGUCAAUGCUUUGAUGAUUGCUUCUUAUUAUGGAAAUGCCCAAAUUGUUGAGCUCUUGCUGAGAAAUGGUCCUGAUAUUAAUGCCCGUGAUUUGGAAGGAUGGACUGCUUUAAUGUUUGCCUGUCAAGAUGGAUAUAGUGACAUUGUUGAACUUUUACUUAGUAAUAAUCCAGAUAUUGAUAUUCAAGACAAUAAAGGGGAAACAGCACUGUUUAUUGCUUGUGAUAAUGGACAUUGCCAAGUUGUUGAAAUUUUACUUUGUGCAAAUCCUGAUAUUAACAUUGGUACUGAUGAUGGAUGGACAGCUUUGAUGUUAAGUUGUUGUAAAGGUUAUCAUAUAAUCGUGGACCUCUUACUUAGAAGAAAUGCUAAUACCAGUAUUGAAGAUAAAGAAGGAUGGAAUGCUUUUAGUCUUGCUUGUUAUUAUGGACAUUACCAGAUCGUAAAAGUCUUACUCAGUAAUGUUAGAGCUAUUGAUGAUCAAGAUAACAAAAAAUGUAAUAUUCUUAUAAAUGCUGAGAGCAAAGAUGGAUGGAAUUCUUUGAUGCUUUCUUGCCUUAAAGGGCAUUAUGAAGUUGUUGAACUCCUACUGGAUACUGGUCCAGAUAUUAACAUUCAAGUUAAAGUGAAGGGUUGGACUGCUUUGAUGAUUGCCUGUGCCAAUGGGCACUAUCAGGUUGUUAACCUUUUAUUAAGUAAGCAUCCAAAUAUUAACACACAAGACAGAUAUGGAUGGACUGCUUUGAUGCUUGCUUGCAAGAUUGGUCAUUUCAACAUUGUUGAACUUCUGCUAAAUGAAGAUAUUGAUCUUAGCAUCAAGCACAAUGAUGGAAGGACGGCACUUGCAAUUGUCUUACAAAAAGGCUAUGAAACACCAAAUUAUUUGAAUAUUUUGGAACAAUUACUCCAUAGUCAUCCUAAUCACAUGCACCAAAUCAAAAAUGUCACUAUUCAUUCAGUAGUACUAGCAGCUAUUAAUUGUAAUCCUGAUGCUGUGAAGAUCAUCAUGGAGAACUGUGAAGUCUCCCUGGAGGAUUACACACAUGCUUUUGUUGCUGCUUGUUAUAAUGGUGGCUCUUCAGUGAUGAUUUUGUUAUCAGACAAAAUCACAAGUUCAAGUAAUGAGAGAGAGCUAUUAAUAGCUGCUGUGGAAGGAGAUUUAGGGUUAUUAGUUAGUAUGUUAUUUGAAGUGGGCAUGAGUCCAGAUACUCCACUAGCAGGUGGUAUAACUCCAUUGAUGAUAGCAGCUUCAUGUGGACAUAUUGAAAUUGUCGAGACACUGGUACAAGCUGGGGCUGAUGUUAACAAAACUAAUGAUAAGGGUUUAACUGUACUAGACAUACUGCUUAACAAGGAAGAAAAAUUUCUCACAAAUUCUAUUGUAAGCUUAUUAAUUUCAAUAACAGAAAAAGCAAAACCAUUUUCUGCUACUCGACCUCAACCCAUAUCUGCACCAAAAGGCAAUAUAUCCAGUAAUAUCAGUUUAAUACGAUCAAUAGCUGUUUCUGAAGAAAAUCCAAUUCAAUUCCAUUCAGAGUUAUUAAUGAGCGGAGCACAUAGGAAAUCGGAGGAUGGGAAUGAAGACAUGGCUGAAGAUACACAGAAUACUAGACAGUUGACUUAUCCAUGCAACAAAUGUGCUCAACUUAUUAUCCAGUCUCGUAUGAAUCAUGUCCAUUACAUGAACAAGUGGCAGUGUGAUGGCUCAGAGACCACUUACUCUCAAAAGCUAUUGAGUGAAGCUGGGAUAUCAUGCAGAGAGCAUCUUCCAAUGAAAGACAUUGAGAUGGAUUUUAGAAGAAUGGAUCCUGCUCUCUUUGAUGGGUCGAGUGCUUUGUCAAAAAUCAAAACUAUAGUAGCAGGCUCCUCCCACCAGUCCAUAUCUAAACUUUCAUUGUUACGAGGCAUUGUUAUGAUUGAUCUGUGUCAGUGGAGAGCUAGAAUAGGUUCCUGGGGCUGUUGCCAGUGGUCAAAAUCUUGUGACUAUCCUACUGGUACAACCAAAGAAACCAGCGGAACAUCGUGUAGAUCUACUUCGGCAUAUACACUCAUUUUAUCUAUUUUCAUUCUGAUUGCUCUCCUCCUCUUUAUAUCAGGAGAUGUGGAACUUAAUCCUGGACCCACUCUUACAGAUAAACUAACAAAAGAUGAGUUGGUUGAGUUAUUGGGUAGCUCAAAGUUUACUGCUGGUACUUGGGAACAGUUUGUCUGUUAUCUUCCUAACGUGACACAAGAUGUCAUUGUUGGUAUUAAGCAGAGCAUGGAGGAGAAUGAGGCCAGACCUUCUAAUUACAUUGAUGCUGUAGCUCAAUACUGCCAUAGUAAUCCUCAUAUAACAUGGAGAAAUAUCUGUAUUGCUCUAUUGAGUUCCAAUGAAGUUACUUUAGCACGACAAAUCUUUGAAAAACAUUCUAGAACAAGUAAAAGCACAUGUAAAACGAUAAAGGAUGUAUUGAGAAGUCGCUAUUGCACAUUAAAAGAAGCCACAGAGAAUUGCCUCCAAAAAGUAGCUGACAAAAUGUACAGUGAAGGCCUAAUUAAUAGAGAUGUUCGCAACAUGCCUACCUUUGAAAAAAUAGAACUUGAUUUUUUGUCUCUGAUUUCUGUGCACACAGAAGAUGUUUUUAUGCUCGAAGAAAAAUGUCAAUUAUUUUUAUCGUGUCUUGCUAUUGCAGAAGGACCAGCUAGAGAGGAAGCACUUGCUCUUGCUGAAGAUUGGCAACAGGAGGUGUUCAAAAGCCAUCAUGUAUCAUUUAAACUGCUGUUACACAAGAAAAUGAAACUUUCAUUUGCUACAGAAAUUGAAUUCAGCUCUGAUCAUGCAAUAUCCUUACAGUUUCAGAAUCUCCUCAAGAAGUUUCCAGGACUAGUGAGAGAUAUUAGAAAGUUUUAUGCAAACAGUAAAGAAUAUGAUGUGAUUGAUGUUGCUCGCUGGAUAGAAGAAAGUUACGAAGUGACUGGUCUUGUUUGUGAUGGUACAACAGUUGACCAAAUUUUUAAUGUUCUGCAACCUCAUUAUAACUUCUUGUGCAUUGAUCCGUUAUCUGAUCUUAUGGAAGAGUACCCUAUCAGUGAUCAGAAUGUGUUGUUAAAGUAUCAUGAGUAUACUGAAUGUUUAGAAAGUUUUACAGAUUCUGCUAAGAUUAGUGAAGUAAUGACUAGUAUUGAAGCUGCAUUGACUGAAGAGGGCUCUAAAAUUGAUCCUAAAGUUGUUUUGAAGCUUUCGGGAAAGUGGACAGAUAGAACCAUAAGAAACCUUCGAAAAUUGAUGGAAUACUUUUUUCGUGAUGAAGCAAAAUACCUUACAAUUAAAAUGAUAUUAAAAGGAUCUAUUGAAAUUCAUUUUUUGGCUGCUUCUUAUAAAGUCAUUUGUUCUCUAAUUGCCAAAGCACAAGAUAAAGCUCAGUUCAUGCGUCAUUUUGGUAUAUUUAAACUUGCCAUUAACUAUCACACUGUCAUAGAUGAGGUUGAAGACUAUGCUAACUUUUGUUUUGAGGAUUCACUUCUACAUGCCAUUGGUAAUAUUGACCAAGAUGAAGAAUAUGAAAAAAUAGUCUUACUACUUUUGCAGUUUAAUUUGAAUAUUAAUUAUCAAAACAGUUCAGGAUUCACUGCAUUAAUGAUUGCUUCUGAAAUUAAACAUCUCCAGGUUGUGGACCUCUUGUUGAGUAAGAGCCCAGAUAUUAACAUUCAAAAUAGUAAAGGAAUUACUGCUUUGAUGAUUGCUUCUCGUUUUGGUAGCUCUCAAAUUGUUGAGCUUUUGCUGAGAAAAGGUCUCAAUAUUAAUGUUCAAGAAUAUAAAGGAUGGACUGCCUUGAUGUUUGCUUGUCAAGAUGGUUGCUAUGAUGUGGUUGAACUGUUACUGAGUAAAAAUCCAGAUGUUGAUGUUCAAAGUAGUAAUGGAGAAACUUCACUGAUGGUUGCUUGUAAUAAUGGACACAGCCAAGUUGCUGAACUUUUACUUAGUAAAAAUCCAGAUGUUAGCGUUGCUACAAAUUAUGGCUGGACGGCAUUGAUGUUGAGUUGUUGUAAAGGUUAUCACAUAAUUGUGGACCUAUUGCUUAGGAGGAAUGCUGAUAUUAGUAUUAAAGACCAAGAAGAAUGGAAUGCUCUUAAUCUUGCUUGUUAUCAUGGGCAUUACCAGGUCGUUGAGGUGUUACUCAGUAACAUGAGAGCUAUUGAUGAUCAAGAUAACAAUGGAUGCAAUAUUCUUAUGAACACUCAGACCCAAGAUGGAUGGACUUCUUUGAUGCUUGCUUGUCAUGGUGGACAUCAUCAAAUUGUGGAGCUUCUACUAAAUGCUGACCCAGAUAUCAACAUUUCAGAAAAUGUAAGGGGGUGGACUGCUUUGAUGAUUGCUUGUACCAAUGGGCACUAUGAGGUUGUUAACCUUUUAUUGAAAAAACAACCAAAUAUUAACAAGCAAGAUAGAGAUGGAUGGACUGCUUUGAUGCUUGCUUCCAACAAUGGUCAUUUUAGUGUUGUUGAACUUCUGCUAAAUGAAGAAAUUGAUAUUAGUAUUAAGCACAAUGAUGGAAGGACAGCACUUGCAUUUGUGUUACAAAAAGGCUAUAAAACACCAAAUUAUUUGAAUAUUAUGGAACGAUUACUUGAUAUUCAUCCUAGUCACAUGCACCAAAUCAAAAAUGUCACUGUUCAUUCAGUAGUACUAGCAGCUAUUUAUUGUAACCCUGAUGCUGUAGAGAUCAUCAUGAAGAAAUGUGAAGUCUCUCAGGAGUGUUACACACAUGCUUUUGUUGCAGCUUGUUAUAGUGGUGGCUCUUCAGUGAUGAUGUUAUUAUCAGACAAAAUAAUAAGUUCAAGUAGUGAAAGAGAGCUAUUAUUAGCUGCUGCUGGAGGAGAUUUAGGAUUAUUAGUUAGUAUUUUAUUUGAAGUUGGAAUGAGUCCAGAUACUCCAUUAGCAGGUGGUAUAACUCCAUUGAUGAUAGCAGCUUCAUGUGAACACAUUGAAAUUGUCGAGACACUGAUACAAGCUGGUGCUGAUGUUAGCAGAAUUGAUGAUAAUGGUUUAAAUGUACUAGACAUACUGCUUAUCAAGGAGGAGAGUUUUCUCCCAACUGCUAUUGUAGACUUGAUAAUUUCUACUAACAGACCAAUUUCUGCUACUCAACCUCAACCUGUAUCUGCUUCAAAAAGUGAUAUAUCAAGAAAUAUCAAUUUGAUACGAUCAAUAACUUACCCUGAAGAAAAUCCAGUUCAGUUCCGUUCAGAAUUAUUAAUGAGUGCAGCAUACAGGAAAUCAGAUAAUGGAGAUGAAGAUACUGCUGAAGAUACACAGAACAUUAGACACAAUUACUGAGAGCAUAAAAUUUUUAGUUUUAAUUUUGUGAUUAAUAACCUUUUUAGAAUACUAUUUUUAAUUGAG